Molecule: messenger RNA, 708 nt
Organism: Syzygium oleosum
Lineage: Eukaryota; Viridiplantae; Streptophyta; Magnoliopsida; Myrtales; Myrtaceae
Product: alpha-farnesene synthase-like
Exons: 3
Coding region: 1-708 (235 amino acids)
Molecular function (GO): terpene synthase activity; magnesium ion binding
Source: RefSeq, a predicted model, not a curated record
AUGGAAAUGUGCUGCAUUCUUGAAGUAGAUGUCAAAGGCCUGAAGACUUUCCUGGUGGACAAGGUUUGGGGUCAUUCAUCAAUUCAUCCCGUGGCUUUGGAAGGCGAAAACAUUUUGGAUGAAGCGAAAGCCUUCUCAACUGGGAUUGUCCGAGAGAGAGUCUCCGGUUUGGAUGGUCAGCUCUUGAAACGUGCCGUCCAUGCUUUGGAGCUUCCGAUGCACUGGAGGGUCCAGUGGUUCGACAUCAAAUGGCAAAUUGGUUUGUAUGAGCAACAGGAGGACAAGCAAAGUAAUCUGCUUGAGCUUGCAAAACUCAAUUUCAACACGGUCCAAGCCACACACCAAAGAGACCUUAGAGAAAUAUCCAGUUGCUUCGGUAAAUUCGGGUGGUGGAGGGAUCGGGGACUUAUCGAACAUGUUAACUUCACGAGGGAUCGGCUGGUCGAAAGUUUCUUGUGCGCCCUUGGACUCUCUCAGGGAUCACGAUUCAGCUCUCUCCGAAAAUCUCUUACCAAGGUCAUCAUCUUGAUACUGGUGAUCGACGAUAUCUACGACCUAUAUGGUUCGUUGGAGGAGCUGGAAUGCUUCACCGGUGCCAUUACGAGGUUGGCCACCAUGCCUCCCAAUCUCUACCUUUCGUGUUUGUUCAGCUCAUUUUCUCUAAUUGGAAAGUCCAAUGCUUCUAGAUGGGAUUCAGAGCAGAUUUAA